Messenger RNA from Nelumbo nucifera (sacred lotus), 309 nucleotides. RefSeq lists its product as uncharacterized. NCBI's taxonomy places the organism in Eukaryota, Viridiplantae, Streptophyta, Magnoliopsida, Proteales, Nelumbonaceae. The record is from RefSeq and is a predicted model, not a curated record.
AUGGGCAAUUGUCUGGAGACAUGGAAGCAUGGUCAACAAGGAGAGAAGAAAGAACAUCAAGAAGAUGAAGAACUGAAGGUAGGUGGUGAAGCUAAGGAAGAUUUUGGAAAGAGUGGUUUUAGGGUGAAACUAGUAUUGACAAGAGAGGAGCUGGAGUGGUUGAUGCUUCAGUUGAAGGAGAAAGGAGGGAAGAAAUUAGAAUAUAUUCUGGGAGAAAUAGAGAAUGGCAGAGGAGGAAAGGUUGAAGGGUGGAAACCUUCUUUAGAAAGCAUCAUGGAGGACCCUGAGGUAUAUGAGAUGGAUAAAUGA